AUGGAUAUGGCUACAAUUAAUGUCCAGCGAGGACGUGACCACGGUCUACGUUCGUAUAAUGACUAUCGCAAACUUUGCCGACUCCAACCUCUCACCAGCUUCAAUCAGUGGCCAGAAAUCACCGAAGCAGCUGUUCGUGAACGCGUAUCACAACUGUAUCGAACGCCAGAUGAUAUCGACUUAUACGUUGGUGGGACCUUGGAGGAGCCAAUUGCUGGCAGUGUCGUUGGUCCAACAUUUGCAUGUAUAAUUGCUGAACAAUUCGUGCGACUUCGCGAUGGAGACAGAUUCUACUAUGAAAACAGCGGAAUAUUCACCCCCGCGCAAGUAGCAGCGUUAAAAGCAGUGACACUCUCGUGGGUACUGUGCCAAACAGGUGAUAGCAUGACAAGGAUCGUGCCGAACGCUUUUGCCAUUGACCGCGGCGAAAAAGCUGUUCCGUGCUCAUCGCUGAAACCGUUGGAUCUAUCUGCUUGGAAGGAAUAG
This is a messenger RNA of Strongylus vulgaris, 486 nucleotides long. The record is from the annotation of a GenBank genome assembly. NCBI's taxonomy places the organism in Eukaryota, Metazoa, Nematoda, Chromadorea, Rhabditida, Strongylidae.